AUGCUGGGCCGACUUCUCAGCACUGCUGCCUCGAGCCUGAAUCCAGCAGCAUACUCUUCUCGAAAUCAUGGAACCCCUCUUGAAUCGGUCACGGAGGAAGAACACACUUCCGGGCUUCUCUUUCCCGAUGCUAGCUUGCUGCGCCGUUCUAAUACCCAUGCAUACCCACUACAUACAACAUUUCACUCCCCAAAUGCCUCGACUGCAGGUGCACAUGACGAUCGAGGAGGAAUGGAAUUAGAUUCCAUCAAAGACUUUCGAGUGAUCGUGGCUCAGAAUGCUCUAGGUGAUCGCGACGCCUGCGUUCUGCUCGACACUCGUGCUUCAUCCGAACAACCCCCUACCGGCCUUGGCAUCGACUCUCGAGACCUUGAGCAAUCCGGUGCUCGACAUUCCCGUGCGGUAUCUAGUCUCUCUCGUGGUUCUCGCCGAAAUCUCCUUACCCAGUCCUCCGUUGUCGAUUCGAGCCCCCUUUCUGCCGCUGCUGACGCGCGACGAUCUUCACCCGCAGGUCCCGGUGCCUUCUCGCGAGCCCGAGGCCGGAGCUCAACUUUGGCACAGACAGGGACAUGGAAUGAAUCGGGUCAUUCCCGACAUGGAGCUGACUCCAAUGAUACGGGGUUACUCAACUGCAUCUUUGGCAGCAGUGCAUUCAGCUACCGGGGUUCAUCGACGAAAAUGCAUAUCAUCUCGGCUGAUGAGGACCCAGGAACAGUGGCUAGUGCCUCGCCCGCUACCCGAAGCCCACUGGCACGAGCCUACACCACUGGCAGUCCUUCUGGGUUGAUGGCAUCUUCUCGGGGACCGGACGGCAAACCUCCGGCUAAGGUUACAGUUCUCUUAACCCGCAUGUUCAGCGUCAACCUACCAGAGGGACCUGAAGCGUCGGCUGAACGUCAUGACUAUGCCAAUGCCAUAUACCAGGAGUCAUUGCCUGAAAUGGGGUUUCCUUUUCCCGACGUGUCGAAGCGGAAGAAGAUCAAAGAGAAGAAAACCCCCAUGUAUGCUGUCGCUAUCACGAUCCAAAUACCUUUACUUGCGCGAAACUCUGGACGGCCUGUGUCACGAUUCAGCACCCUUGGACCAGAUAUCCCGAGGUCCGGAUUGUCCAGCUCGUUGGAUUCCGACUACCGUUGGCCCGGUGGCUUUCUUGAUGAUAGCCUGUCAGCAGCGUCUCCUCCUGCGAGCCUGGAUGAACGUCUGGAUAUGCUGGUCGAUCACUGGGAUGUCAUAACUCGCACUUUGUCUCAUUUGGAGAGGCUCGCUAGGAACGAGAUUCUUUUUCUCUUGAAAAAGGUGGACUCCCAUUCUGGACAGCACCCAAAACCUGCAAAGCCGCCUAAUAUGCAACGCACCAACCAAACAUUCGUGCAUCUGCCCGCCAACAUCCUUGCUGUUAAUUCCAAACUCAAGGACGAGGCCCUUCGAAGCACCCGCCGGAUCAGCAUGGCUCUUCAAACCCCUUAUGUGGUGACUGGGCAGAGCCGGUGGGGUGUAUGGCGAGAAGAAGGCCGUUCUAUCGUUCGAAGUCUCGGAGACAAGGAGCAGAAUUUCUUCUUCCUUGUAUUGCUGACUGCAUUCCUGGGAAACCAUACUGAAUGGCUCAAUGCACUGGGGCCUGAAUGGUACCGCCGGCGGCACAAUCAGCAGCAAAAAGCACAGCAAGAUAGUGAGCCUAUCUUGAUCCACCGAACCGUCAUUGUUUGCCCAGACAAGAUGACUGCCCGUCGUCUGAUUUUCUUACUUUCUGCAUUUCUUCCCUCCAAACAACGACUGGAUCCGCUGCCUUCCCCGCUUCGACCGGGUACGUCGGCCUCCGUGCGUGGUAUCUCCCAAAGCCCCCCCACUGUUCCUGUUCUUCGCCAAGAAUCCCUUCGCAGAGCGAUUGAGCGUCGUGCUCGUGCGCAACGAUUAUUGUCGGGUGACCACGAUCACCACCGGCGCUCGGUGAGUGUGUCUUCUCAAGAUACAGCACAUCGUCCAUCUGAGUCAGUGGACCAAAUAACCCCGGUGCCAUCUGUCUCAGCUCGUAGAGGAUCCGAUGCUCGUUCAAUUAAAACUUUAAGUUCAAACGUUCAAGCUAAGGACUUUCGAUCUCAAAACACCAGUGGAGCAACGACCUCAAUGACCACCCAGAGCAGCACUGUUCCGGUGCCUCAUUUUGCCUCACAGCAGACACGCUCUAGCCAGGGAGGUUCUGACCGUAGCGUGGCAGAUACCAAUGAAAGUUUGGCUUCUGAGAAUCUGCUGAAGAACUUGCAAAGAAGUGACAGUACAGCCUUGAGCUCAAAUGGCAGUCUGCCUUCUGCUGGGGGGCGCUGGGGUGGUCUUUUCUCUGGAUUAUGGAGCUCGCGCCAAGAAUCAUCGACUGGUGGCGCUGAUUAUUAUUCCCCAUCAGACGCCCGCAAGAGAUCUGUCUCUACCAUAGCUGGUCCUCCAAUGCGUGGCACGCCUACGCUGAGUCAGAUGGUCAAGGAGGUCACGGAAGAUGAAGCGGAGCAUCGGCCCGAGACAGCGCCCAGUGGCAAUAUUUCUAUUCCGGCCACACUGACCUCCGCGGCCCAUGGCUCUGUGGACGAUCCUCUAGAGCCGUCUUCUAUUACCAGCCAGGUCCGUGAAUCUCCUCUGAAAUUAUCAGUCCGAGCGGAGGAGGGCGUAGUAGACGUUGACCUUCCACUGCCCGGAUUCUUGUCUCUCUCAUCAUCGGGGGAUUCUACUAUUGCAUCUCCGAAGAAGACUCGGACAUCAAUAACCAGUGUGGAUGCUAUGGCGUCCACGCACAGCAGUGGUUCUGGAUUCCACAAUUCCAUGAAAGAGCCCGACGGUCCCAGCACACAUGUUGCAGGUUGGCUGAAGCUUUUUCAUGAAGAUUUUUCUCUUCAAGCAGUGCGGCCAUAUGCUGCUUUAGAGGCCGACAUAAAGCGUGCAAUGCUUGCUGAGCCCACACCAUACUUCCCCUCAACUCCUGACGUGGAAGGGUCAGAGAGAUGGGUGGAUGUUGCAACAACCUUGAUUGCGGAUACUCGAAGCUCUUCUGUCAAACGCCUCCGGCUGAGACGAAAGAUCAUUGUUGGUGAUAGCUUUGCUUCUAACCACACUCCGCCGUCCCCAGCCAGCGCUCUUUACACCGGCGGCUCCCGCUCCGGUGGAGGCACUUCACAAUUUCCCACUUUCUUUUCUGGAUACGGCAAGUCUCUUGAAGGCUCCGUCAUUGAAGGCCUGGAUCCGAACUGCAUCGAAGAACGAUUUGUUGAAGAGGCAGUCAUGGAUCUCGAUGGUAUUCUAGUUGACGCCGUUGAACGAGUCCUCGGCCAGAGCGGUUACUCCUCUAUGGCUCAUUCUCGAGCCCCAUCUCCCUCGCGUGCUCGCCGUGGCGAAGACAAGGGCAGUACCACACCACGUGGAGAGGACGUCCCUCCAGUCGAAGUUCCUCGAGCGGAGUGCCGCAAAAUAGUGCUCGGAGCCCUGGAAGAGGUGGUUCGGAUUGUCAAUGCUGAACACUGCCGUGAAGAUGUGGAUACUGAGCUAGGUAUCGCUGACCGUGAGCGUCGGAGAGCCCUGGCCGGUGCUGAUAACACCCUUCGUGAAGGAAUCCGGAAAUGGCUCCUUGACGUCGAAGAACUCUGGUGA
Penicillium macrosclerotiorum is the source of this 3630-nucleotide messenger RNA. RefSeq lists its product as uncharacterized. The record is from RefSeq and is a predicted model, not a curated record. The transcript has a single exon. NCBI's taxonomy places the organism in Eukaryota, Fungi, Ascomycota, Eurotiomycetes, Eurotiales, Aspergillaceae. Bases 1 to 3630 code for a protein of 1209 amino acids. Gene Ontology annotation, cellular component: cytoplasm. Gene Ontology annotation, molecular function: protein-folding chaperone binding; ATPase inhibitor activity.